Messenger RNA from Parastagonospora nodorum SN15, 1164 nucleotides. RefSeq lists its product as hypothetical. The transcript has a single exon. Lineage: Eukaryota; Fungi; Ascomycota; Dothideomycetes; Pleosporales; Phaeosphaeriaceae. Bases 1 to 1164 code for a protein of 387 amino acids. The record is from RefSeq and is a predicted model, not a curated record.
AUGUACAAGGCCAUCCUCUCGGGCUUACUUGAUCAUGAUAAAAGUAUCUCUGACAUUCAAGGCAGCUGCACUGCCGAAGCGUGCAAAUGGCAAGAUUAUACAACUCUUGCCAUCUGCGCGUCUGUGGAAGAGGUGAAAGGCGAAAUUCGUAUUGACAACAGCACGCGCUGGGGUUCCAUCCCAUAUCUUAAAAUAUCUGGAACAUCGUGGAAUCCUCCUAUGCAGCUAUCGGUUGGUGGUUCCGUACCUGAUUCAUUCUGGAUGGCUGCUCCAUUCAAAGAUUCAGCGAACAUCACCGAUGGUCACCUACCCCCGGUCUCAGACAUAUACACUGCCUACUUCCCCGCGUGUAAUGCCGAGAAGAAACAACCUACUCCCGCAGAAUGGAGUGAGAGACUUCGCGAGGCGGCGAAUUGGAAGGCAUUGAAAGGAUCUUUGAACCUUUGCUUACAGACGCUCAGUUCCGAAUACAACAACACAAUGAAGACGAGGAUAAUUGACACAAAGAAUGAUCUUCAAUGGGCUGCACAAGACCCACGUGACGAGGACACGACAAUUUGCUUGUCAGAGCCUUAUAACGGUGAUUCAUUCUGCGUGGGCGCAAAGGAUCUGUGGCGAUGGUCGUCCGCACUCGACCGUACACUGGAAGGUGCAGCCAUGAUUGCAGAGGAUUAUGACAAUUACUACUCUGGUCAGUGGGUCCCAAACAUAGUUGGCGACAUCCUAGGUCCAACUCCAGCUACUUGUGACCCCAAUUUAGAAUCGAACUACGGUGUCGAAGGCUUCAAAAGACGUAUCGACAACAUCGCCAUAGCCAUGAGCAAUGCCUUGCGGGCUGGCAACACGACCUCCCCACUGUCCAUUGUUCGUGGGUCUGAAUGGAACUCUGAGCAGUAUAUCGCAGUCGACUUUAACUGGAUCAUACCUCCUGGGGCGAUAUAUCUUGCCAUCACCAUGUUCCUUUUUGCGACCAUUUUCAAGUCGAAAAACAUGGAGGUGCCGCUUUGGAAAACAUCGCCCAUGGUCUUGCUACAUACGACCGAGCGUAACAACGGUAUGCAGACGCUCAAGCAAGUGGAUCAAGAGUCGCAUCACACCAAAGUGAAGCUGCAGUAUACGGGAGAGAACUGGCAUUUGCAGGAGGUCACGGGCAGUCGCAUAUAA